UCGGGGUGGGGGGGUCGCGGUGGGAGGCGCUGCUGGUGCCCCGUGAGGGCCGGGCCGGAGCUCCGGGCCGGGGACCCACGAUCCGGGACGCAGCGCUGCUCCCGGCCCCGUAAGCAGCGGCCGCUGCCUCCGCUGCACUGCCCUGUGCGAGCGGAGCCGGCGGUGAGGCCUGGCCGGGCUGGGGCGGCCCGCAGGCCCGGUUCCGUCAGAGCGGCCGGGCCGUUGGGACAGGGCUGGCAGGAGCGGUCCCUGCCGGAGUGCUGCAGCACGGACCGCAACCGCGGGCUUGUGACGGGCACUUCGGCACAGGACAGCGAUCCCUUACACCGACGGGUUUUAAACAUAAAUAUUUACGUGCUGGUGGCAAUGCCUGGGCUCCUCUCCACCACAGCCAGGGUCAGCCUGCUGGUGCUGCUGGGUUCCCUGCUCUUCUCCUGCUCCAGCCUGAGCCACAGAGCGCCCGAGUUUGCCCUUACAAAAAUAGAAGAGAGCGACAUCAAAGAUGCCAGUGGGAAGGAGCCGGUGACAGAGGAUGACGCUGAUCCCGAGGACCUGGAAGUGUUUCACCCCACGGAUCAGUGGCAAACCCUGCGUGCAGGUCAGGCUGUUCCUGCAGGGUCACACGUGAGACUGAACCUGCAGACAGGAGAGAGAGAAGCCAAGCUCCCAGACAGAGAAAAUGGGCAAAGUGACUCAAGAGAAGAGAGAAGAAGGAGAAGGCUGGGCAAGGUCGAUGUCGAUGCAAAUUCAUUCACAUCCGAGGAGCUCAAAAAGGCCCUGGCUAAAAUGAAGGCAAGUGAAAAGGCAGAAAGGAAGGCCCGGGAGGAAGAGGUGAGGAAGAAGUUCCGGCCCAUAGAGCAGCUGAAGGAAGAGUUUGAAAAGCUGAACAUGAAGAUAGAAACAGAUUAUGAAAUUAUGGUUAAAUUAAUCAGCAAAUUCAACAGCUCUGCCUCCACGCUGGAUGAAAAAGUAGCAGCACUUUAUGAUCUUGAAUAUUAUGUUCACCAGGUGGACAAUGCCAAGGAUUUCCUGUCCCUGGGUGGGCUCCAGCUGGUGAUCGAGGGGCUGAACAGCAGCGAGGCCUCGCUGAAGGAACACGCUGCCUUUGUCCUGGGAGCUGCUCUGUCCAGCAACCCCAAAGUGCAGAUUGAAGCCAUCGAGGGGGGUGCCCUGCAGAAGCUCCUGGUUAUCCUGGCCACAGAACAACCCCUGGCUGUCAGGAAGAAGGCUCUCUUUGCUCUGUCCUCCAUGCUGAGGCACUUCCCCUAUGCCCAGCAGCAGUUCCUCAAGCUGGGUGGGCUCCAGGUGCUGAGGAGUCUCUUCCGGCAGAAGGGGAUGGAGCCGCUCCAAGUCCGUGUGGUGACGCUGCUCUACGACCUCAUCAUGGAGAAGAUGCUGCUGGAGGACUCCCAGCACGGCGAGCAGAUGGAGGAGAAGAUGCAGCAGUACCAGCAGGUCAGGCUGGUGCCGGCGGUGGUGGAGCAGGGCUGGUGCGCCCUGGUGCCCAACCUGCUGGCCAUGCCCGAGCACGACACCCGGGAGAAGGUGCUGAAGCUGGUGGGGGUGCUGGUGGCCUUCUGCAGGGAGCACUACCGCGGGGACAGCGCCCUGGGCACCGCCCUCAGCCUCCUGCGCAGCGAGUACGAGGAGCUGGCGGCCGAGGAGCAGAGGGAGGGCGACAAGGACGGCUACUUCAGGGAGCUGCUGGCCUCUGUAAACACCAUCAUCCAGGAGCUGAGGUGAAGCCCUGGCUGCAGUCCAAUUCCAGGGAAGUCAAGGUGACAGCAAGUUUGGAUGGCACCGGUGUAGGUGCCAACUUUGGAAUAAACUGCUGGACUAAACGAGA
Oenanthe melanoleuca is the source of this 1846-nucleotide messenger RNA. It is a transcript of the gene SIL1, whose product is annotated as SIL1 nucleotide exchange factor. Lineage: Eukaryota; Metazoa; Chordata; Aves; Passeriformes; Muscicapidae. The record is from RefSeq and is a predicted model, not a curated record. Bases 367 to 1743 code for a protein of 458 amino acids. The transcript is spliced from 10 exons.